This is a messenger RNA of Pterocles gutturalis (yellow-throated sandgrouse), 550 nucleotides long. RefSeq names its product transmembrane protein 17-like. Gene Ontology annotation, cellular component: ciliary transition zone. NCBI's taxonomy places the organism in Eukaryota, Metazoa, Chordata, Aves, Pterocliformes, Pteroclidae. The annotation marks the transcript as partial. The record is from RefSeq and is a predicted model, not a curated record. The transcript has 3 exons. Gene Ontology annotation, biological process: non-motile cilium assembly.
AUGGAAUAAACUAGGAAUGAUUAGGACUUCUCUCCAUCUACAGAUAAUGAAAGCGUUUCCAGUUUACCACUACAGAUGUCCCUCUAUUUCAACGUGUAUUUUUUCCCGUUUUGGUGGCUCAGCACAGUUGUCAUGCUCCAUCUGAAGUAUCCCGUCUUGUCAGAUUACUACAAGUUCAUCCUGGUCACAAUCAUGAUCCUAACCUCUCUAAUAGAGGUCAUUCGACUCUACCUGGGAUACAUGGGCAAUCUGCAGGAGAAGGUUCCUGAGCUGGCUGGGUUUUGGCUCCUGAGUCUCCUCCUGCAGCUGCCUAUAAUUCUCUUCUUGCUAUUUAAUGAAGGUCUGAGAAUUCAGCCACUGGAGCGAGCAGUCCACAUCGUCUUUGCCUUUUUCCUCACCUUUGAAGUCAUUGCAGCCUUUGUCACCCUGAAAAGAAUGGUAAACAAACUGGCAACUCACUUCCGCCGUAAUGAAUUUAACCAGCUGGAGGAACGGCCUGUGUCUGAUUUUUACAGUCUGGGUAAAGAAGAGAGAGCAGUUUCCAUGGCUG